Molecule: messenger RNA, 1266 nt
Organism: Dovyalis caffra
Lineage: Eukaryota; Viridiplantae; Streptophyta; Magnoliopsida; Malpighiales; Salicaceae
Source: the annotation of a GenBank genome assembly
AUGGUCUCCUCUUCUCUUCCUCCUCCUUCUCUUCUACUUCUUUUCUCUUUGAUAUUUGCUUCCUCUGUAUUCCUCUCACGUGCCACUCACGAGACUGCUCUCAAAGGCAUUGACCCUGAGAAUCCAGCUCUGAAAGUCACUCCGUCCCACUUGAACGAGCAUGUGUUUGGCCAUGAUGGUUCUAAAGAUGUUUUCUUUUGUGAACGAGUUAAAGUUUCUGGUCAUUCCAGAUGGACACUCAGUAGUUAUGCUAGUUCAUUUCGAGUUACUUUGGAUCAAUAUGCGGAAAUCCCGGAGAGAUUGCAUAGCAAAAUUCAGGUUUGCUUCCACCGGAAUGCUUCCCUUGGAUUAUGUCAGUGUGAAAAGGAUGAUUGGAGAACUGUUCAGAAGGGGCUGUGGAGAUCUGUCAUGUCACCUUAUGAGGAGAGAUAUGUUGAUGUAAAGUUCAUUAGUGAUACUUCUGAAUAUGUCUCAAUUGCUGUUGAUGAAGGGAAUGAAAUUGUUGCCAACUGGAAGGAAAAAUAUUUUCUAUCUUUCCAUUUAUGGAUCAGUGGAGCUGGUUUAGGGUACUGGAUGGUGAGGAAAUUUGUAAUCUCAAAGGAUGGAAGCGUGGAUGAUGGUGUAGCUCAGUUUGUUAAAUGGGCAAUGCGCAUUAUUGCAUCCACCUUUAUUUUCCAGCACUCUGGAUACUCCUUUAGCAAUGGCCGCCUUGGUUUCUUCAUUUGCAAUCUCCUCUCUUACUUUGAAGUGGUGGUAUCGAAUCAACCAACUAUGAUUUCAUACAGUGAUCAAUCAGAUUAUUGGUGUGGGAAUGCUUGGCACCAACCUGCAGGACAGGCAACAGCAAGAUAUAGACGUGCUGAAUUCCUUAGCAGGACAGGAAAAAUGAGCCCCCGGGGGAAGAUGUGGACCAGCCCAAAAAGCUCAUUUGCUUGGACCAGCUCCCCUGUUAAAGGUUUGGUAUCACCAUCUUCUCAUUCGGCAACAACAGAUAAGCAGAAUUACUAUUCAACCUUCCACAGCACACCAAAGCGAAAGAAGUUCACAAAGAAACAGUGGGAGGAUUUCACCAGGGAAUCAACACGCCAAGCUCUAUCGGAAUGGGCAGCAUCACCGGAAGUUGCCAAUUGGAUCAUUGAGAAUGCUGACCGAAUUCAACUCCAUCCAAGCGAUUGUAGUUCAGAAGAAAUGGUGGAAAGCGAAUCAGACUCCACAGAUGAGACUGUUGCGGGGAGUGGCAAGCCAUUUAGGUUUUUUAACUGGUAG